This is a messenger RNA of Phialemonium atrogriseum, 4424 nucleotides long. RefSeq lists its product as uncharacterized. The record is from RefSeq and is a predicted model, not a curated record. The transcript is spliced from 6 exons. NCBI's taxonomy places the organism in Eukaryota, Fungi, Ascomycota, Sordariomycetes, Cephalothecales, Cephalothecaceae. Bases 203 to 4060 code for a protein of 1285 amino acids.
CCUAGCGGCUAUCCUUCGCGAAGACGGCAAUAUCAUCCCGUAUUUCCGAAUUCUUACACCUUCCAAGACAGGCUGUCAGAUAUACGGCAUCUUGAGUUUUACUCGUGCGACGCUAAUUGCGCCGCGUGAACCCUAAUUUUUCCUUCCGAAUUGUGUACGCCGCAACAACGACGGAAUCCCUGGAGGUAUACCUCCUCCCCCUAUGACCAACAUGGCGCCAGUAGGGCCGCCCACAGCUGUAGAAAUAACGCAGCGCUUCUCGGAAUGGGACACGGAACAUGCUGCUAUCAUUUCUCAGUACGAGGCCGAGGAGCGGAGAGAAAAACGGGCACUGAAUGAGGCCAAGAAGACGAUCAUUGCCGACAUAGCCCAGGAGAAGCAGGCCCUUGAGGCCUGCCAUUCCAUCCAUCCAUCACUCCUUCCCUACUUCGAGAGGAAGCGCUCUAAAUGCCUGAAUCAACUGCAGGAGGACUACGAGGCAAAGAAGGCGCAGCGAAAGCAAGUUCACUCCCGAAGGGUCCUCGAGCAUAUGGAGAUGUUUAGCGCCUUCAUUGCCUUGGCCAGCACAGCCACUGCAGGUCCUGCCAAGCAGGUCCCUUCGCAAACAACAAGCAAGAAGAGCUCGCCUAUUCCAGCUGCGGACUCUCGCCCGCCCUCAUCAUCGAGCAAGAAAUCAGAUGGCGACCGCCCGGACCCGGACCUUGUUCGGGCUGGGUCAGCAUCUCAACCCGCCAAGUCGGGGGCAAGGGUUAAUGGCCAUCGUGACAACUCCGAGGGCCGAGAGAAACAGGCACAGCAACCAGCAAACCUGGCCGACAGAGAUGCCUCAAACAAAGCCGCAUCCCAGCAUCCCGGAAUGCCUGAGGGUCCAUCGCCAUCACAGCUGGCCGCUACAGCCCCCGACGUGGAUCAUGUAGCGAAUCCUAUGCCUGCACCUGCACCCCAGAAAAGAAAGGCGGAUUCGCAGCCUAGUUCGCCACAAGCUAGGUUGAAGAAAGCGAAAAUCGUUGACGUUGAUAACCCAGAGAAGGGCAACGAUGCCCCUCAACGGCAGUCGCAGAAGAAGCCGGCUGCCAAGCGGUCUAUUUCUUUUGACGAAGUCUACCAGGAUGGGCAUGCUGAGUAUAAGCAUGUGAUCAUCGAGUAUCCGCCUGGGGAGGGCGACUGGUACAUCCUCAAGUGCGAUGAGCAUGGGGUUCACUUCAACCUCAACCCGCUUCAUGGCUCGGCCAAACAUCUUCAUGGCAUCCAGCACAACUAUCUUUCCAAAGAACACUCGCUGGCUAUCGCAACGCUUGGUCAUCUUGUCUUUGAUUGCGAUGCCGAGAUGGCCGAGAAGAAUAAUGCGGCUGUUCGGAAGGCAUUUGAGCGAGGCUACAAGCCGUUCAACCGGAAUCACUUGACAAAGUCGGAGCGGGCGAUUAUGGGCUUUGGGCCUGUCGAGACUCCUAAAGCUCGGAAGAUGGCGGCCAAAAUAUUGGCGAAGCAGACCCCUAGCGGCUCUUCCGAGAACAGCAAAUCUGUGGCCAAACCUCCGCCAGCUGCGGCCACGUCCACGUCAUUUUCCGGCGUUACCCACCCGGUCCCCGGCGAACUCUACCUCGGAUACUGGAGUAAGAACAAGACCAAGUAUGCCGUCAUGCUGUUGCCAUGGGGUGACUUGUCAGUGGCAGGCAUGCUCGGAACCCUUGCAACCACGGGACUCUUGGUUAGGGCACCGAGAUGCUAUCUGAUUGACCGUCUGACGCAGGGGAUCAAGGGUUGGGCGAAGGGGUACGAGGAUGGCGGGCCACUCUUGACGAAGCGAGAAUUCCCAGUCAUGUACUUUGACGGAGCCCGAUCCGUGGGAUGGCUCCGGGCCAAAGACCUCUCACUCUUCGAUAUGGAGGAUCCCGGAUCCAUUCUCAUACCGAACUUCCAAGUGGCACGCGACCAUUACGCGAGAGCUCAUGGCUAUGACAGCUAUGAGACAAUGAAAGGCCAACGUCAGAAGCAGGGACUGCCCGAGAUGCGGCUAUCAGCCGUCGGCCAGCCAUCCCCCCAACAAGUAUCGCCAAUUGCCACUGACGUGGACAAACCGUCCGAUCCUCCCGCUAGUACGACCGAAUCGGCCCAGCCCGCCAAACUUGACAAAGGCAAGGCUGGCAAGGCUGGCAAGGGUCCCGGACAGGAUUCGGGUUCUUCUACGUCUGGUCCUAAGGAUUCGGCUGGUAGCUUGGCCCAAGCCGAUAAAGCCGAUUCCGAUGUCGAGAUGACGGAUAUCCCUCUCCCCGAGGAGGACGACGAUACCGAAUCGUAUCACGAUUCGGAUGCCAAAGAUGAUUCUGAUGAGGAUGUCAACAUGGAAGGCGGCGAAAGCCGUCGAACCUCGAUUUCGACCAAAGCUGCGGCGGCACGGGAUGCUGGAAAAGAUACAACCGCACCGAAACCCACAGCCAAGGACAAGGCAGCCAAGAGUAACGCGGCCGAGGACAAGCCAGAUGAGCCUGCUCAUGACACUCGGUCAGCCAACACCACCACCCCUGCUACACAUGUUCCGGUGAAUUCGUCGCGCGAGCCGAAGCCGAUCGGCCCUGGAGAAGGAACUACUGCGACGCUAUCUGAGGCGAACGGGGAUCAAGAUCAAGCAACUACUUCCGAUACUACCACCAAGAAGACCGGACUGUCUAAAUCUCAGGAAGCGGCUAAUGGGGCCGGAGACGCACAAGGUGCAAAGAGGCAAGACAAUACCACGGCCAGCUCAGGGCCGAGCCCACCGCACCCUGGGAACUCCGUAUCGAGCGCGGAGGCAACGCCAAAGAGCAAAGGAAGUAUGUCUCCGCCCACUAGAAACCCUCAAAUUACCAGGCGUAGUCCGGCGGCUCCCGCCUCGACCAAUUUGUCGGCUAGCAAAUCUAGUGAGCCUCGUCGAGAGUCGUGGCCAGAUGAUACGCAAAAUGGUUUGCAGAAGCUGCCGCGCGCCGAGACUAUGGCACCCCCGCGGGCAGGUAGCCAUCCAUUACCGAAUGAGACUCCUUUGAUGGCUGGCCCACGGGAUGCCAGGAGUAUUACUGGGCAGGCAACGGGGGCCCCUCUCCGUGCCGCAUCCGCAGAAGCGGCGCGCAACCCGUUGUCUGCUUCCAAGCAGCGCGAAAGCAGCGUCGCUCGCAGUGAAGGGGUGCCUGCUCGACAGUCUAGCCAGGACAUCCUGCAAAGCAACGGCCAGACAACGCAGGCCAGCAAGCUAUCGCCCGGGUUUGGCGCCGGCAUGCAGGCAAGAAGCUCGUCAUCUACGCCAGGUCCCAUGUCGAAACCUCCUUCGGGAUCUUCGACUCCAAUCAUUGUCCGCCCUGAUGACAUGGCUCAGAUGAGCCGGUGGCGUGCAGUUCGGAGUGAGCCCACGCCUCCCACCCAGCCGGACCAAAUUUCCCACUCGAGGCCGCAAACUCCCUCGUCCACAUCCACAGCUCCGGCUAAUCCGGCUAGGCGGCCGAGUCCGAUGGGAGAUUCUAGAGAGACUCUGAGAGCGCCGAGCAAAUCUGCCGAGGGUGCUUCACUUAAGUUGAGUGCAGAUGGCGGCAGCUACCAGGCGCCUCUUCGCGUUAGGUCUGUUGGUGCCAUGGCCAUAAAGCCCGAUCCAUAUGCAGGGGCCAAGACGGAGCGCUUUGAGCUGGCCAUGUACGAGGAUGGGCAAGGGAAUUUCUUCCUCAGACAGAAGGAUGGGCCCCACCUGCAGCUUACGGUUGACGCUCUGACGAAGAUGGCAAAAGCGAAUUUGGAGGGGGGUCGCACGGUGAGGAUCGAGCCGAUGAACAUAACCCGCAUGCUGGUUGAGCAGCUGGAUGAGAGCGGCUUUGGCGCGUGUCGAGUCACCCUCACAACGACGAAGGAAGGCAUGCCGAAGGAGCAGAAGUUCGUGCUUGAAGAGACAAGGACGAUGGGACGCGAAGAGAACGGCCGAAUUCAUACACGACGGUUCUGUCGAUGGGCCAAAACCGUGAAUGGCGAGAUUGAAUAUCAAUACAAGAGUUUUGGCUCGAGCACCCCGGCCAUCCCGAGCAGACAAGUCAGUUCGUCUUAAGGUCCGUUGGCGUGGCGUUGGGUGAUUGAUUCAUCCCCACACACGACUUGCCACGCGACUUGACCUUGAUAGUUUCAUUCGCCUGGGCCAGCAUCUGUUAGCUAUGGCCUUCGUUGCUGUUUGCUGGAUCGUUUCAGUUUUUUUCCAACUCGAAAGGCGGUUGCUCGGGGGUGCUAGAUUUGUAGGAUGGGGACGGCAGCCAGGAGACACCUCGCGAUCAAAUAAUUGUAGCCAAGCUCUCACGAUUCAGUUGGGGAGACAAGGCGUAAUCGUAUUUUCUUAAUACCUAACUUUACAGGCGUGUACGGGAAGGGGCAUGUUAUCGGGUUGCGGCUGGCAUUCGAGCCAGUAAUAUGUUUUAUUA